Sitophilus oryzae (rice weevil) is the source of this 1301-nucleotide messenger RNA. Its product is annotated as la protein homolog. The record is from RefSeq and is a predicted model, not a curated record. Gene Ontology annotation, cellular component: nucleus; cytosol; ribonucleoprotein complex. The transcript is spliced from 2 exons. The coding region runs from base 114 to 1148 and encodes 344 amino acids. Gene Ontology annotation, biological process: RNA processing; positive regulation of translation. Gene Ontology annotation, molecular function: RNA binding. Lineage: Eukaryota; Metazoa; Arthropoda; Insecta; Coleoptera; Curculionidae.
GCAAUUAAUUUUUUAGGUUAUGCACACUUAUUUGCAUUUUUCAUUUGCCGACUGUUUAUAUUGCACUCCAACCACGUGUAUAACAAUUUCUAUUUAAACAAUUGUUUUUAACGAUGGCAAACGAUCUAGAACAGAAAAUAAUCAAGCAAAUAGAAUACUACUUUGGUGAUAUAAACCUUCCAAGGGAUAAGUUUUUACAGGAACAGAUCAAAGAAGAUGAUGGCUGGGUACCUAUAGAGGUAAUGCUGAAAUUCAAUCGCCUCGCAAGCAUUUCCAAUGACGCUAAAGUGAUAGCUGAAGCCGUGGAGAAGUCCGAAAAUAAAAUAGUCGUGCUAAAUGAGGAUAAAAGCAAAGUUAGACGAAAUCCAGAGAAGCCACUGCCAGAAAAUAACGAAGAAUUUAUCAAAACCCUUAGAGAAAGAUCAGCUUACGCGAAGGGAUUUCCACUAGAUGAAACUCUGGACAACAUCAUAGCCUUUUUGGAACCAUAUGGCCCACUCGAAUCAGUCAUUCGUCGAACACAAAAAGAGCAUCAGUUCAAGGGCUCCUGCUUCAUAGUUUUCAAGGAAUUAGAAGCUUGCAAAAAGUUUGUUGAACUCGAAAGCCUUAAAUACAAAGAGACCGAAUUAAUAAGGAAAAUGCAGAACGUUUACUAUGAAGAAAAGAAAAAAAUCAUCCAGGAGAAAAAGAAAGAGCAAAGUGACCGAAAGGAAGCAAUUGUAAAAGAACAGGCAACAAAAUUAGAAUUCCCAUUAGGUGCCACAGCCCAUUUUGCUAGUCUCACCGAGAAUAUGCAACUAUCCAGAGAAGAAAUAAAAGCUAAGGUAAAAGAAGUCAAUGAAGAUAUAGAAGUGGUAUAUAUUGACUUCCAAAAAGGAGACCAGGAAGGUUUUAUUCGGUUUGCCAAAGAGAACAACGCCGCUGACUUUGUUAAGGGGCUGGGUGAAAAUGGCGAACUUGAAAUCGGUGACGAGGUCAAGCUGAAAUUGCGGGUGUUGGAGGGCGAAGAGGAGGAAAAACAUUUGAAGAAAACGUCGGAAGAGAUUGUUAAGAGGCGACAGCAUAUGAAACAGAACAAGGGCGGCCAGAAAAGAAAAGGAAACUAUAAGCAUGGCGGUCGGAAUUCUAAAUCUGUUAAAAAAGAGUAGAUUAUUUGGUACAUACAAGUGAAUAUACAUAUGUAAGUUUGAUUACUUUUUAAUGUUAUGACUGUUAUAAUAAUGUUAUUUAAAAUGUACAUUUUAAUCUAAUAACAAUAUUUAACCCUUUAUUGUAUUUUUAAUAAAAGUUUUAGGAGAAUU